This is a messenger RNA of Paramuricea clavata, 573 nucleotides long. The record is from the annotation of a GenBank genome assembly. Lineage: Eukaryota; Metazoa; Cnidaria; Anthozoa; Malacalcyonacea; Plexauridae.
AUGGCUGACAAAGUCAGCUUUACAACGCUUCAAAAGUGGAUCCCUGCUAUAUCACGUUAUCGGUUUUCAAUUGCACGUCACCAUCGAUUGCUCCAUGGAAGAGGAUCUGAAGUUCCUCAACGUGACCAACGGCAAACACGAAUGAGGGCCUCACCUGAACAGCUGGAUCAUUUCUUAGCGUUCAUAACGAGUUCAAGAGCUAUCCAAGAUUUACCAUUUGGUGAAAAAACUCUAAAACUAUCUUCUGGUACUGAAAUCAAGAUCCCAAAUGUAAUAAGAACCUCAAUCCCAGAACAGAUCGUAAAGCAGUAUGAGCGCUUUUGCGCAGAAAUCGGAUACAGCUCCCCUCUAAGUCGAAGCAGCAAUCUAAGGAUACUGAAAGUGUGCUCAGCAUCGAUGCGCAAAUCGCUUCAAGGGCUCGACUAUUUCUCUGCUGAUGGGGCGAAGGCCUUUGAUGAUUUACAAGAAGUUGUCGAGAAGCUUGGAGAUCGCUACCAACGAGGAAUGUCAUGGUCGACAGAAAUUUCAAAAAAGCUGAAGCUGGCAAAGCGCUACUUGAAAGGGGAUUACAAG